This is a messenger RNA of Paramecium octaurelia, 775 nucleotides long. NCBI's taxonomy places the organism in Eukaryota, Ciliophora, Oligohymenophorea, Peniculida, Parameciidae. The record is from the annotation of a GenBank genome assembly.
UUAAGUAUAUGGUUUGCAUUUGUCAGCAGUUAAGAUCAAGUUUGGAUACUCCGAACAUUUCUUUAAUUUAGAGAAGAAGUAGCUAUAAAGACAUGAUCUAAAUCAGCAGGACUAUAUCUAUCAACCUGCGAGGUUAGAGUAAGAACUUUUUUGAUAAAUUUCUUAAAGAUUACAAGAAUGCUGAUAUCAGAUACCAUUGUUGGUAACAGUGUUUGUGUACAAGUUUCAAAAUAGUUAGCAUACAAGUAUCAGGUGCUAAGCUGACUUUUUGGUAGCACACUAACUGGUGCCGAGAAACUAGACCUGAUAAUUAAGUUCGCAAUUCUCAAAUGAGUUCCAGUAGCUGAUACAAUUCAGAAUUCAAAUGUUAAAAAUUAAUUUAUGAACAAUUAGCCUCGUGUUUGUUUUGUUGUCGGGACAUUCUCGACCUAAAGAUCGCAAUCUCAUCAAAAGCAAAUGAAUUGAUCUACUCGAGAAUUAAACGAUAAGAUUCUGUCUCAGCAAUAUUUUAAUUAACAUAGUGUAUAGUAUCAACACUUGUGACACACCAAUGUUAUUGAGUAAGGUAAAAAUAAUAGUUUAAAUCUGAUACCUAUAAUUUUGUACUUUAAUCAAAUUCAAUACCAAAAUUAGAGUAAUUUUCUUUCAGAAAUAGUCCAGUUUGCACUCAAAUAAAUAGUUGGUUCAAUAGGUAUGAUGUUUUAGUUUUGAUUUUCAUUUAUAGCUUAAAUCAACUGAUACACUACAACUUGAUAUACAUUAAGUACCUUGAUCU